Molecule: messenger RNA, 7323 nt
Organism: Aureococcus anophagefferens
Lineage: Eukaryota; Pelagophyceae; Pelagomonadales; Pelagomonadaceae
Exons: 1
Coding region: 1-7251 (2416 amino acids)
Source: RefSeq, a predicted model, not a curated record
AUGCGCUCGCUCCUCCUCCUCCUCGCGCUCGGGUCCGCCCAGGCCGAAGAAAAAUGGACGCACCUUCACACCUGGCUCUCCCCCGAAGACUCCCAGUUGACGAAGGACACGCAGUUCCGCGCCAAGCCCCCCGCGGACGAUGACGAUCCCGUGACGAUCCCGUGGAAGAUCCGGGCGUCGGGCCCCGUCGGCCGGAACUACGAGUUCCGCAUCGAGAUGUAUCGGUCCCAGGGGGGCUGGGAUGAUGAGACGAACUCCGUGAUCAUCAACCCGGACUUAGACGCACUCAUCGCCACGAAGAUCCUGAAGGGCGUCGUCCCGUCCACGCCGAUCAUCUUCGACGUCGGCGGCGACGGCGACUGCGCGUGGUGCGACUGCCCCGAGUAUCCCGACGACUGCGAGUGCGCGAUCGACGACGUGGCCAGCACAUGCCAGAGCGGCAGCGGCCAGGCGCCGAACAUGAAGCUGCCGGACGUGGCGCCCGGCGGCGGCAGCUGGGAGACCUACUUCAAGGACGAUGAACUCGAGAAGGGCAUCCACAUCUACGCGGUGACGACGAACCUCGAGGACGGCGUGUUCCUGGAGAACCGCGACGCCGGAGACGGCUGGCAACCGGAGAGGCGCGAGAUCCUGCUCUACUACGACGACUUCCUGCCCACGGGCGCGCCGACGGUGCCCCCGACCGCGACGCGCGCGCCGACGGACGCGUGGCUCGCCGCGGACAACUACUUCCAGCAGACGCCGGCGCAGCUGCCCUACGGCGUCGUCGGCGGCGUCGCCUACACGCACGUCUACUACACGGGCGACGCCACGGGCGAGGCGCCGCGGCUCAACAACCUCCGCGUCGUCGACGCGCUGAACGAGGGCGACGACUACGAGCGCUUCCUGCCGGACGACGUCAAGUGCGUCGCGGCGAACGAACUCGACGUCGAGGGCGCGGACGCGCAGACCAUCCACGGCUGCGUCGUCACGUGGGAGGUCACGCAGGGGGACUACGACUUCGCCCGGAGCGCGCGGCGGCUCGGCGACGCGCCGGCCGCCGGCGACGCGCGCGCGCGGCGCCUCGAGACGCUCGACGACUACGAGGCCGAGGCGACGCCGCCGGCGCUCAGGCUCAUGUUCAAAGAGACGCGCCGCUUCAAGGCGGACUUCGCCACGGCGAACUUCGGCGUCGCGACGCGCUACGCCGCGAACCUGCCGACGUCGUCGCCGACGCUCGCGCCGACGACGUCGGCGCCGACGGCGGCGGGCCAGAAGGGCAAGAACGCGCCCACGGCCUACGGCGACGGCGUCAACCUGGGCCUGCCCGACCUCUGCGUGCCCGGCGGCACCUGCACCUUCGACGUCAUCCUCCCCGAGGAGGGGCUCCACGUCGACCUCCUCGUCGAGGCGAAGCGCGCGGACGGCCAGCCGAACGUCGCGAAGAUCGGCCAGCCGACGUGGCUCCUCCUCGCGGGCCACGAGGCCCGGGGCCGCCACCUCGCCGUGACCUGGACCGUGCCCGAGGCCGGCCACCACGGCAUCCCCGAGGGCCAGUACCGGCUCCGGUGCAUCGUCUGGGAGAUGGGCGUCGACGUCACGUCCGGCAAGUACGACGGCGCGCCGUCGGGGGGCGACACGAGGGGCGAGUUCCCCGUGGGCUUCCUCAAGCCGACGGUCGCGCCCACGGCCGAGCCCACGCGCGACACGCUGUCCCUCCGCGUCCUCUCGCGGGACCGGGACUUUGGCGACACGAUUCUGACGGGCUCUUCGAAGGGCCAGCCCGUCAGGAGGGACACGGACCUCGGCAGAGGCGGCGGGCUCGUGCCCGGCGAGCGGCUCACGUUCGAGCUCUCCUACACGGGCUCCGAUCGCGACACGAACGGCGCCGUCGUCAUCUCGCUCUGCCGGUCCACCUGGGGCGACGACCCCAUCUACGGCGAGGACCGGCGCCUCGGCGCCGUCGACGGCGAGCGCCUCGUCGACCGCCGGCUCCGCGACAACGACGCGUCCGGGAGCCGCCUCUACAAGGAGUCCUCCGGCUCCACGGACACCUUCUUCGUCGACGAGACGCUCAAGCCGGCGGACCAGUGCGUCGACAGCCCCGUCUGGCGCGCGGGCGACGACGACCCAGACGCUCAAGACGCCCGCGACUGCCGCUGGGCCGGCGAGCGCUACGCGUGCGAGACGCCCGGCCGCUACGCGGAGUACCCGCCGGGCGCGUGCUACGCCUACGCGGGCGUGCUCUGGGCCGACGCCGACUGGCCCACCCCCCACGAGCACGAGACGACCUGCGCCUGCCACGCGACCUGCGCGUCCUGCGGCUACGUGUCGGAGGACGGCAAGGCCCCCUCCGCUUCGUACCAGUGCCUCUCGUGCAAGGAGGGGCCGCUCGCCGACGCCGACGGCGACGGCGUCGGCACCUGCGGGGUGCCCGUGGAAGGCGCGGCCGCCACCGCCGCGGAGGCCUGCCCCCUGAGCUGCGACCCCGACUGCGUCUACCUGCUCAAGCACAAGCAGGCGACGGACGACUGCCUCGGCGACGCGCGCUACGCGCUGUGGAAGACGGCCGUCGACCAUCAUCUCGCCCCGCCAGCCCUCAAAACCUACGAAGUCGACAAGGACUUCGACGACACCAUGCUCUACGACGUGGAGCUGCCGCGGGACCUGCCGAGCGGCCACGCCUACUACUUCGUCUACGCGGACACGGUCAACAAGGCCGCGAACUUCGACGCGACGGGCCUCGUCCAAAAGGUCACGACGACGGUCUCGGGCCUCACCUGCCAGAAGUGGACGGAGCAGAGCCCCUGGACCCACGUCCACACGCCGGGGAACUACCCGGACGCGGACCUCGGCGACCACAACGAGUGCCGCGACCCCGACGGCUCGGGCCAGGCGUGGUGCUACACGACGAGCCCCGCCGUGCGCCGCGAGUUCUGCGACCCGGACCUGACGCGCAAGGCCUGGCUCGACGCGCUCUACGCCACGGACUUCUUCAUGGUCGAGGACUACGCGCCGACGCACGCGCCGACGUACCGGCCGACGGAGGCGCCCAUAAACCCGCCGUCCGCGGAGCCCACGCUCGCGCCCGUCUUCAAGCCGACGCCCUACCCGACCUAUUUGCCGACGAAGCUCUGCACCAUCGAAUUCCCCAACGCCGAGGACUUUUACUGGCGCGCGGGCUCGCGCGUGUCGUUCCGCGUCCGCGUCUGCGACGACCACAACGACCAGAAGCGCGGCUACUCCUACGACUUCGGCUACGGGUUGUUGGACGUCCUCCUCUACAAGGGCAGCGAGCUCUACGACGUCGUCGUCGCCUACGCGACGAUGGAGACGGGCGACAAGUACUACGUGGACUACGACGUGCCCGCGGCUUUGGAGCCCGGCCACGACUACAAGCUCCGGGCCAUCGAGUACACGCGCGGCUACGACGAGGAGUCCGUGACCUUCCCCGUCAACGACAACCUGGACUACGAGCCGAGCACGUCGCCGACGCCGGCGCCGUCGCACACGGGCCUCGCCAUGGUCCUCCGGAAGAAGGACAAGGGGUCGCAGCCCGGGACCCUGAUCCUCACGGGCCCCGGCGCGGGCUUCCCGAACAGCGUCGCGCCCGGCGAGCAGGUCACGCUCACGCUCGCGUUCACGGGCCGGAGCCGCGACCAGAAUGGCUUGAUGGUCGUCCAGCUCUGCCGGGGCGCGCGAGACUCCACGUGCGCGCCGGCGUACCCGCCGGACGACUCGGGCCGCGGCACGGGCGCCGCUUCCAACAAGAUCGGCUUCGUGAAAGACGUCAGCGUGAGCAAGACGGCGGGCACGGAGAAGGUCGUCACGUUCACGAUCCCCGAGGGCAUCGCGCCGGGCGACGACUACCGGUUCAUGGCGCGGGACCGCGGCGCGAUGUACGACACGCGGCCGCUCUACAAGGGCGCCGAGGCCGGCAAGUUCUACGAGUUCGUCCAGGUCUCCGACUCCUUCGUCGUCGCCUACUACGCGCCGACGCCCCACCCGUCGCCCCAACCGACGCAGCGGCCGACGACGCCGCGGCCGACGGCCGCGACGGUCGUCUUCGACCCCGCGCCGCGGUCGUGGAUCGUCGGGAAGCGGGAGACCGUGGCCCUCAAGGCCACGGGGCCCCGCGACCGCGCCGUCGUCGACGUGCUCCUCUACGGCUGCGCCGUGGUCACGGCCACGCCGGGGCCGAGCGCCUGCGUCUCCAGCGGCGCGCCGAACACCCAGGCGACGCUCCUCGCGACCGUCGCGCGCUACGCGUCGUUCGACGGGUCCCGCGACUUCGCCUACGACGUGCCCUGGGACCUCGUGGCGGCGACGGCCUACAAGGGCUUCUUCCUGCGCGUCGUCGAGUACGCGCGCGGCGUCGACGUCUACUCCGACGACUUCUCCGUCGGGUAUACUCCGCAGCCGUCGCCCGAGCCUUCGCGCGCGUCCUCUUCGCCGACGCCGCGGCCGACGCGCCGGGGCCUCAACGUCGACGUCGUUGCGGCGCGCGAGCUCUCGCCGGGCGACGAGGCUGAGGUGACCUUCUCCUACGCGGGCGCGCACGACGGCGCGUCCGUCGUCACGCUGGGCGUCUGCAAGAAGGCGCACGCGGACGAGUCGAUGGCGUCCGGCGGCUGCGCGGGCGACUCCGCCGUCGUCCUCGAGUACGGCAUCGACGUCGCCCCGGGCGCGGACACGGUCAAGACGGUGGAGAUCCCGGCGGCGCUCGUCGACGGCGACCGCUACGUCUUCUACGCCGUCGACGUCGUCAACGAGUACGCCGUCGACACGCACGCCUUCAAGUUCCGCGCGGUCAGGCCCACGCCGGCGCCCACGCUCAAGCCCACGGCGGCGACGCUGGGCUUCCCGGACCUGCCGCUGCACGUGAAGCCGGGCGAGACGCUCGAGCUCGCCGUCGCGUUCUACGACGACCCGGAGCUGGCGCCGGACGAGUCGCGCAUGGACUGCGUGCUCUACAAGACCGAGGACCUGGCCUCGACGACCGCCGCCUACGUGGCGCCCGUGCUCGUCAUCGGCGAGUACGUCGAGGUCACGCCGAAGACGACGGCGCUGGCGAUGCGCGUCGCGGUGCCGGAGACGCUCGAGCAGCGGCGCUACGCGGUCCGCUGCGUCGACACGCUCCGCGGCUUGGACGUCGCGUCGGGCGCCGACAUCGGCGUCUUCGACGAGGAGCCGAAGCCGUCGUCGGCGCCGACGAAGGCCGUCAAGCCCACGCCCCGGCCGACGGUCGAGGAGACGGUCGUGGUGGUCCAGCGAGAUCCGCAGGAGCCGCUCGCCUACGGCGCGGACGACGCGCUAGUGGUCGGCGCGGACGUGACGCUCGUCGUCGUCGCCUACGGCGGUGACGCGCACGUCGUCACCGUGCGCAUGUGCGUCAAGAAGCGCCUGGACUCGGGCCGCGACUUCACCGCGCAUCUCCGCGACGCCGCGGACGUCGAGUGCGACGCCAAGAAGCCCAUCGAGACGCUCAUCGUCGACGCGUCCGUCGGUAACACGGCGCUGGACGUGCCCUACACCGUGCCCGCGACCUUCCUCGGCCGCGACGACGUCGUCUUCGAGAUCUCGGACGCGACGCGCCGCGACGUGCGAUUCACCGACGUCUUCGGCGUCUUCGAGUUCGCGCCCUCCCGCAAGCCCGUCUACGCGCCAUCGGCCGCGCCGACCUACGGGCCGACGCCGAAGCCGACGCUCCACCCGGCGCCGGCGCCGACGGAGGCGGGGCUGAGUUUGGUCGCGCGCGAUCCGCUCCUCGUCAAGGGCGCUCGCUCUUCGGUCCGGCUCCGCCUCGUGGGCCCCAUGGCCCGCGGCGACGCGCUCGUCGACGUCGUGGUCCACGACGCGGCGUUGUCGGCGACGGGCACGGACGCGCUCGCCGUCAUCGCCGCGGGCGAGGCCUUUGACGGGUCGCGGUCCUUCGACUUCGACGUGGCUCCCGACUGGCCCGCGUCGGUCGAGGUCCGCGCGUACGACCACGUCCACGGCUACGCCGCCGUCGUCGAGCUCCCCGUCAUCGACGCCUACGCGCCGACGCCGCGGCCCACGGACGAGCCCGGCGCGACGCCGCGGCCCACGGGCGGUCCCACUCCUUCCCCUACUACCCCGGUGCUCGCGGUCGAGCUCCUCACGGAGGCCGACGAGGCGCCGGAGCUCGGCGCGGGCCGCGUCAACGCCUUCGUCGCGGGCGCCAGGGCGAAGCUGACCAUGGCCUACGUCGGCCGGCUCGCGUCCGUGCCCGCCGUCGCGUCCGUGCGCGUCUGCUACCGCGACCGGCCGCGGAUCGCCGCCUACUACGACUCCCUGGCCGAGAACGGCCUCGGCGAGUGCGACGGCGCGGUGCUGCUCGCGUCGGCGGUCAAGGUGCCCGUCGGCGGCGCGUCGGUCUACGUGGCGCUCCCGCCGACGCCCGAGGGCCGAUUGCACGCGUCGCUCCGCGUCGAUUCCGCGCCCGACCGGUCGACGUUCUUCGAGCUGGGGGCCGACGCGCCGUCGGACCGCGACGUCGUCCGGGACCGCCUCGUCUACGAGUCGAUGACCUUCGACGUCGUCGCCGACGCGUCGGAGCUGUCCCUCGACCCCGCGUCGACGUGGCUCAAGAAGGGCACGAAGGCCGACGACUGCGACUGGGUCGCGUUGAACACGGCCGAGCGCUGCGUCAAGCAUGAUGAAGAUGGCACUCUCGCCACCGAGGGCUGCCCCAACACCUGCGCCGACUACGAGCCGCCGGCGCCGACGGCGGCGCCGAGCCUGCCCUGGCCCACGCCCGCGCCGAACACGGCGCCGCCGACGGCGCGGCCGACGCCGGACCCGACCCCCAUGCCGACGCUCCACAUGCCCACGCCGGCGCCCGUCACGGAGGAGGUCCUCGUCGAGCGGGCCUGCCAGGCCGACAUCGACGCCUGGACCGCCUGCGUCGAGGCCGCGGGCGUCGACCUCGACGCGCUCGCCGCGAACGCGACGGAUAGCGCGCCCGCCGUCGAGGGCGGCUUCCCGGCGACCGAGACGGUCACGUGCGAGGCGCUGCAGGCCUCGGAGGAGUGGCUCGCCGAGUGCGUCCACCCCCUCGAGGACGCGGACUGCGGCGCCGAGUGGGAGGCCGCGACGGAGUGCGAGUGGAACGCGAUCGCGACGGACCUCCUCGGCGACGACUGCGCGCUCUCGUGCGUCGGCGCGUUCGCCGGCGCGAUGCCCAAGUCCUUCAACAAGUCCCCCCGCCACGCCCUCGCCGCGCGCCUCCGCGACCAGGCCCGCCUCUGAACUCCCCCUCCCCCCCCUUUCCCCGAUCCCAUCCCGCCCUACUCCCUCUCUCCCCGUAAGGACUUCUCUCUC